AUGCCGGUCCCAUUCGAGGCGUUGCUUCCCUACGCCAUCAUGAUUACCAUGUUUGGCGUGACGGGUACCGGCCUUGCUGCCGUCAAGAAGUGGCGAAACGAGGGCAAGCGCCCGCGAUACUCCCUGGAUCAAUGGGAUAGGCAAAUGAUGGAGCGCGACCGCCGGCUUACCGGAACGCUGCGAGGGCAGACCAAUCUUCCCGAAGCACCAUUGGGAUUUGAGCUAAGCAAUGGUUGGAGAAUGGAAAAACGAUUCUCCUAA
Molecule: messenger RNA, 261 nt
Organism: Drechmeria coniospora
Lineage: Eukaryota; Fungi; Ascomycota; Sordariomycetes; Hypocreales; Ophiocordycipitaceae
Exons: 5
Coding region: 1-261 (86 amino acids)
Source: RefSeq, a predicted model, not a curated record